Trypanosoma brucei brucei TREU927 is the source of this 897-nucleotide messenger RNA. RefSeq names its product spermidine synthase, putative. NCBI's taxonomy places the organism in Eukaryota, Euglenozoa, Kinetoplastea, Trypanosomatida, Trypanosomatidae. Gene Ontology annotation, biological process: spermidine biosynthetic process. Gene Ontology annotation, cellular component: cytosol. Bases 1 to 897 code for a protein of 298 amino acids. Gene Ontology annotation, molecular function: spermidine synthase activity. The transcript has a single exon. The record is from RefSeq and is a predicted model, not a curated record.
AUGCCUGGACCCGGUCUUCUUGCUGACGGAUGGUUUCGUGAGGAAAAUGGGCAGUGGCCCGGUCAAGCAAUGUCCUUUAAGGUUGAAGAGGUUCUACACGAUACUCCAACAAAGUUCCAGCACCUGUCGAUUUUCGAGACCGAUCCCAAAGGGCCGUGGGGCACCGUCAUGACGCUUGACGGUUGCAUCCAACUUACAGACUUCGAUGAGUUUGUUUACCACGAAAUGUUGAGCCACACCCCUCUCUGCGCUCAUCCCGAUCCCGUGGAUGUCCUCAUCAUUGGGGGUGGGGAUGGUGGUGUCAUGCGCGAAGUUCUGCGCCACGGCACUGUCAAGCGGUGCGUUCUCGUUGAUAUUGAUGGUGACGUGAUUGAGGCAAGCAAGAAAUAUUUUCCUCAGAUUUCGAGCGGUUUCUCUGACCCAAGGGCUGAUGUGCGGGUAGGGGACGGCGUUGCAUUCGUGAGGGAGGCGGCAAGUGAAAGUUUUGACGUGGUUAUUAUCGACACCACAGACCCUGACGGCCCCGCAGCUGAGUUGUUUGGGGAGAAGUUUUAUCGGGACGUGCUGCGCAUCCUGAAACCACGCGGCAUCUGUUGUAAUCAAGGAGAGUCUGUUUGGUUGAAUCGCAACCUAAUUGAAGGGAUGGCCGACUUUAUUAAAAACAAGGUGGGUUUUGCCUCCGUAAAGUACGCUAUGAUUUACACCCCUACGUACCCAUGCGGAAGCAUUGGUUCUCUCAUAUGUUCCAAGGUGGCUGGCGUGGAUGUGACCCAACCCGUGCGUCCCGUCGAGUCGAUGCCUUUUGCGGGUGAACUGAAGUACUACGACUCGGACGUCCAUAAGGCGGCAUUUGUGUUACCACGCUUUGCCCGCCAUCUCAACCAAAACUAUUCUUGA